CUCCUUUCAGGCAGAAAUCAGGAGAACAUCAGGAGUGGGGUCUCCUCAGAGCCUCACACCACAGAGCUAACCAGAGUGCGAGGCAAAUUCCCCACUGAGGGAGCUGUGGCACUGGAGAUGAGUGUUGAUAUCUCUGACUCUUCUAAUGUCAUUACAGGGAAGCUGCAGCCUGUUAUUUCCCAAACUCACCUCCUGUCAUUUCUUGCAGAGUUCCAAAUUGUCUUCCUAGACAAUUUGAAAUCCUUCUAGUUACCUAGAAACCUGUGUAAGGAGAUGAAAAUGGGGUAAAGCGAGGCAAGGUGUGCGGGCAGAAAUCCCAGAGCUCUUACUGGGUCAACAGCUGAUGCUGCAGAUGAGCUGUGAAGAAAGCAGAGAGGCUUUUGGGCACAGCAGGGCACCAAGGGCAUCCCAGGCUCUCUGAUGCCUUGCCCCACUCUUGUCCCCUACUGAACCCUCGUCCUGAAGCAUGGCAGCCGCGCCUUUCCGCUACGGGCUGACCAUCACGGGGGCCGUGCUGCUGGUGACGGGCACGCUGUGCUUCGCCUGGUGGAGCGAUGGCGAGGUGGGCUCCGGCAGCGGGGCUCGCCUCCUGCCUCCCCGGGAGGCCGAGGCCGUGCCCAGCUCCUCCUCCUCCUCCUCCUCGUCCUCCAGCGCCCUGCUCCGCUCCGUCAACUUCUUCUGCUGCGGCAUCGGCGGCAUCCUGCUCGUCUUCGGCCUCCUGUGGUCCGUGAAGGCCAACGCCAGGGUGGUGUCCCGGCGCUACCAGUACCAUUUCCCCAGGGACCUGCAGUACUUCACGGCCGAGCCUCCGGAGAAGUGGAACUGCAGCCCCUGGGACUCCAGCGCCAUCCCCACCUACGAAGAAGCGCUGACCUGCCGACCAGCCCACGCUGCCCCGGCCUACGUGCAGCCGCCGGGGAGGAAGGAGGAGCCCACGCCGCCGCUGUACCGCUACCUGGAGCAGGAGGAGGGCUGGCAGGGCGGCCGGCGGCGCAGCUCCUCCGACAGCGCCCUGUUCCGCCCCAGCCCGGCCCGCCUGGAGCCGGGGCAGCCCCCGGAGCCGCAGGCAACGCCGCCGCCCAGCUACGAGAACAUCAGCGUGCGGGGGCUGUGAGAGCCCGGCCGGGACUCUGCGGGUGCGCCCGAACCGAGCCCCCCAUUUCUGGGGGAGAGCAGCGGGAAGGGUCAGCCCGGCUUGCCCGGCUUUCCCGGCGCUGUGGGGAUCGUGGGACCCGAGAUGUGCUCAGGGCGUCGGGGGUAGCUGGCAUGUUUGAAAGCUUUCGUAUUUUUAAUAAAACCACUGCUGGUUUCAGAGGCUUUGCAUUCCCUGCUCACCCCGGGGAGCUCCUGUCAGGCCGGGAGCUGCCCACUCAACAAUAAAUCUGCAGCACAGAACGAGUAAUCUGGGCAGAGAAAGCCCGGCUCCCAUCUGCACCGCUGCCUUCUCUGUGAAUGCCCCUUCCAGCCCUGUCUCCAUCCCUUCCCCCUUGCUUCCCUAAAUACUGAUCCCCACGCCUCACUUCACGUGGCGUCAGCGAUGCUCGGUGGGUCAGAGCAUCCGAGUGCACUUGGCAUGGAUGCCAGGCAGCCUCCUGGAAAAGCCAUCCCGAGUGGCACAGCCCCCUCCUCCCUCCCUGCCCUCCACGGGUGGGCGUGCAGCCCUGCCCAAAGCUGUGCCAGGUCCUGCAUCCCACCAGAACUCAGCGCUGCCCUGGGCCCCCUGCGGCCCUGCAGGGCUGCAGGGUGGCUGAGCAGCCACAGCCACGUCUAACAU
This is a messenger RNA of Passer montanus (Eurasian tree sparrow), 1774 nucleotides long. It is a transcript of the gene TMEM61, whose product is annotated as transmembrane protein 61. Bases 467 to 1114 code for a protein of 215 amino acids. The record is from RefSeq and is a predicted model, not a curated record. The transcript has 3 exons. Lineage: Eukaryota; Metazoa; Chordata; Aves; Passeriformes; Passeridae.